This is a messenger RNA of Pararge aegeria (speckled wood butterfly), 19923 nucleotides long. RefSeq names its product ankyrin-2-like. Gene Ontology annotation, biological process: signal transduction. The transcript has 51 exons. Bases 261 to 18434 code for a protein of 6057 amino acids. NCBI's taxonomy places the organism in Eukaryota, Metazoa, Arthropoda, Insecta, Lepidoptera, Nymphalidae. The record is from RefSeq and is a predicted model, not a curated record. Gene Ontology annotation, molecular function: protein binding.
AAUCGCGUUCGAUAUAGAACUUUUUAUUUUGAAAAAGGUCUUUUAUCGGGUAAUGCUUGUGAGGACUUUGAGUAGUAGGCACUCCGUGUCGGUUUGCUAGUGCAAGGACACGGUAAAAUCGAUAAUUCGUCCGCGAUGCCGACCGGGCUGUAGUAUAUUUGAGUCCGGAGACUGGCUAGGGUGGUUUGAAGCUGGUAAAACUCGACUGCUGUUCAUGUCAGCGAAGAAAGAAGAGGAUUAGACUUGCGUCAGUCGACGACAUGACUACGGAAACGGCGACGCCGAAUCAGCAGGCGGACGCCAGCACCGCAUUCCUGCGAGCAGCGCGCGCAGGUCACAUAGACAAAAUCAUCAGCCUUCUCGAGCAGGGGGUGGACAUCAAUGUCAGCAACGCUAAUGGUCUAAACGCAAUCCACCUCGCGUCCAAAGAUGGCCACGUCGAAGUGGUCCGGGAGCUGUUACAACGCGGAGCAGCUAUAGAUGCUGCAACCAAGAAGGGAAACACCGCCCUACACAUUGCUUCUCUCGCAGGGCAGGAAGCUGUGGUCAAACUACUCGUGCAAAAUGGAGCACAAGUAAACAUUCAGUCCCAAAAUGGCUUCACGCCACUGUAUAUGGCAGCACAGGAGAAUCACGAUGGCGUUGUCAAGUUUCUACUUUCCAAUGGCGCCAAUCAAAGUUUGGCUACAGAGGACGGGUUCACACCACUGGCAGUGGCGAUGCAGCAAGGACAUGAGAAGGUGGUCGCCGUACUUUUAGAAGCUGACACGCGUGGUCGAGUACGCCUGCCCGCUCUGCAUAUCGCAGCUAAGAAGGACGAUGUGAAAGCGGCUAACUUGUUGCUUGAGAAUGAACACAACCCUGACGUGACGUCAAAGUCUGGGUUCACACCGCUGCACAUUGCGGCCCACUACGGCAACGAGUCCGUGGCAAGAUUGCUGCUGGCUAAAGGUGCAGACGUGAACUGUGCCGCUAAACACAACAUCUGUCCUCUACACGUUGCUGCCAAAUGGGGGAAGGAGAACAUGGUUUCUCUCCUCUGCGACAACGGAGCCAAUGUUGAAGCGAGGACUCGUGAUGGUUUGACUCCGCUGCACUGCGCGGCGCGGUCUGGACACGAAAGAGUUGUAGAGUCUCUGUUAGACCGAGGAGCACCAAUCACUAGUAAGAGUAAGAACGGCCUCGCCCCCCUCCACAUGGCAGCACAGGGCGACCACUCCGAAGCAGCUAGAGUGCUUCUAUCGCGUAGGGCCCCGGUCGAUGACGUCACAGUGGACUACCUCACCGCCCUACACGUCGCUGCACACUGCGGCCAUGCUAAAGUCGCUAAGCUGCUUUUGGAUAGAAAUGCCGACGCCAACGCCCGCGCUCUUAACGGGUUCACACCGCUGCAUAUCGCCUGCAAGAAGAACAGGAUCAAGGUUGUGGAACUACUCUUGAAAUAUGGAGCAAGUAUUCAAGCAACUACGGAAUCAGGGCUGACACCACUCCACGUGGCUUCGUUCAUGGGUUGCAUGAAUAUCGUGAUCUACUUGCUGCAGCACGAAGCCAACCCUGACGUCCCUACGGUCAGAGGCGAAACGCCUUUGCAUUUAGCUGCUAGGGCUAAUCAGACUGACAUCAUCCGAAUCCUACUCCGCAACGGAGCGGCAGUUGAGGCCAAGGCCCGAGAAAAACAGACCCCUUUACACAUUGCUUCGCGUCUCGGCAAUGUAGACAUUGCUGUACUGCUGCUGCAACACGGCGCUGACGUCCGCGCGAUGACUGCUGAUCACUACAACGCGCUGCAUAUUGCCGCUAAGCAGCAUAAUCACGAUGUGGCAGCGGCAUUGAUAGAACACAAUGCACCACUAACUGCAACUACCAAGAAAGGAUUCACUGCAUUACAUCUUGCUGCUAAAUAUGGAAACUUGAAGGUGGCUAACCUACUUCUCGCCCAUGGAGCAUAUCCCGAUCAAGCGGGAAAGAAUGGGAUGACACCUCUACAUAUCGCCGCUCAGUAUGACCAACAGGCCGUUGCGAACACACUUCUCGAAAAGGGGGCAGAUGCUAAGGCGGUUGCCAAAAAUGGCCAUACACCGCUGCAUAUAGCAGCAAGGAAGAACCAAAUGGAGACUGCUGCUACACUGCUCGAGUAUGGAGCGCUGACCAACGCAGAGUCAAAGGCUGGUUUCACGCCAUUGCAUUUAGCUGCUCAACAGGGUCACACAGAAAUGUGCUCUCUGCUACUGGAACAUGGUGCAGAAGUCGAUCAACAGGCCAAAAAUGGUCUGGCAGCUUUACAUCUAUCUGCUCAGGAAGAUAGAGUACCUGUUGCCCAGUUACUGGUGAAGAAUGGAGCUGAGGUGGAUAUAUGCACCAAGGGUGGCUACACGCCCCUCCACAUCGCCAGUCACUACGGCCAAACUAACAUGGUGCGCUACUUGUUAGAUAACGACGCAUCAGUUAAGGCGCAAACUUCACAUGGCUAUACUGCACUCCACCACGCUGCUCAACAAGGACACAUCAAUAUUGUCAACAUACUUCUGGAACACAAGGCGGACGCUAAUGCUACUACUGUCAAUGGACAAACUCCACUGGACAUAGCCUCGAAACUCGGCUAUGUGACUGUAAUGGAAACUCUAAAGGAAGUAUCCGAACCCUCGCUAGCACCCGCAUCUCAAGAUAAGUACAAGGUGGUCGCUCCUGAGACCAUGCUCGAGACGUUCAUGUCUGAUUCCGAGGAGGAAGGAGGAGAAGACACAAUCCUCAAUGAUCAACCAUACCGGUAUCUGACAGCUGACGACAUGAAGUCACUCGGUGACGACUCUCUGCCUAUUGAUGUCACCAAGGACGAGCGCACUGAGUCUGCCAUGAGCCAUAAGAAUAUUAUGGAAAUAUCGCAAACUUCAGUCAACGGUAUACAGUACCAGCCUCAGCAAGAAGUAGUGGUGAAGAGCAUUAGCCGAUACAGCACUGCGCAAGCGCCAGAAGGCUACUGCUACAACGUCGACCCUACACAACCCAAGAAAAAACUCCAAUGGAAAAAUUUCCUGGUAUCGUUCUUGGUGGACGCGCGCGGUGGAGCGCUCCGUGGCUGCCGCGGAGGCGGGGUUCGCGUUAUCGUUCCUCCUUUAUCAGCUCAGCAGCCUACUAGGAUCACUUGCAGAUACUUGAAGCCCUCGCGUAUCAACCACAUGCCUCCACUGAUGGAAGGAGAGGCUCUUGCGUCAAGAGUUUUGGAAAUGGGCCCUGUCUCUGCAAAGUUCUUAGGGCCAGUUAUCCUAGAAGUACCACACUACGCUUCGCUUCGUGGGAAAGAGCGGGAGAUCGUGAUACUUCGAUCAGACAACGGAACCAGUUGGAGGGAGCAUAAUGCUGAUGCGACAGACGAUGUCGUCCAGGAUAUACUGAACGAGACCCUGGAGAUUGAAGAAACCAACGAAGAAGAGAGAGGAUGGGACGCGCCACGGGUGACUCGCAUCCUGACACACGACUUCCCGCAGUACUUCGCGGUGAUAUCACGCAUCCGCCAGGAGGUGCAUGCCAUAGGACCUGAAGGUGGCAUGGUAUCCAGCUCAGUGGUCCCUCAAGUCCAGGCAGUGUUCCCUCAAGGAGCCCUCACGAAGAAGAUCAAAGUCGGCCUCCAGGCUCAAAUUAUAGACUCAGAACUCACGGCUAAACUCUUAGGCCGCGGCGUAGCCGUAUCUCCAGUAGUUACUGUAGAACCUCGAAGAAGGAAAUUCCAUAAGGCGAUCACUCUUAGUAUGCCAGCUCCUCGUCCUCAUACUCAAGGAAUGACAAACCAGUACAGCACAUCGUCAGCACCAACUUUAAGGCUUCUGUGCUCCAUAUCAGGAGGAACCAAUCGGGCACAUUGGGAGGAUGUGACAGAAAACACUCCGUUGACGUUUGUUAACGAUUGUGUUUCUUUCACAACAACUGUGUCAGCGAGAUAUUGGCUUAUUGAUUGUCGCCAUGUGGAAGAUGCUACUAAAAUGGCUACUGAACUGUACAGGGAAGCCAUUCAUGUACCGUUUAUGGCACGUUUCGUAGUUUAUGCGAAACGAACAGAUGAAACUCAAGCCCAAUUACGAAUGUUCUGCGUCACUGAUGAUAAAGAGGAUAAAGCUCUGGAGAGGAUUGAGCGGUUCAUUCAAGUGGCCAAAAGUCGAGAUGUUGAGGUACAUGAAGGCAAAUCGGUGCACUUGGAGUUUGGUGGAAAUCUUGUGCCGGUGGCAAAGUCGGGUGAACAACUGUCAAUACCUUUCCGAGCAUUCAGAGAAAAUCGAAUGGCUUUCCCGGUUAUGAUAAAAACACAGGAUUUGGAACCGAUUUGCCGCUGCCAGUUUAUGAGGGAUCCGAAAGUUCCUAAGGGAGAGCCCUCUCCUACUCCGAUUGCUGUGCUGAAUAUAAUGGUACCAGAUGACUUGGCAGUAGAUAGAACUUCACCAUUACCAGCUGAUUUGAUACCCCGAAGAACAGAGGAGCAGGAGCUAGCUUGGAGACAGAGACUAAGUGAUCCUAGAUUGGAGGAUAUAUGUAACCUAUUAGGCAAAGACUGGGUCGCUUUGGCCUAUGAGUUAGGAGUGAGUGUUGCGACUGUUAAUCAAAUACAAGCGAAACGUAUCACUGCAGCUGAGCAGGCUCAGCUUAUGCUUAAACUCUGGAAGACUCAAUCAGGAACUAAAGCACAGGAUAACUCAAUAGAGCUCGCAUUAUGCCGUAUUGGAAGGGACGAUAUAAUAGCUCCUCAAUCAGAACUGACUAAUGAGCGUCGGAUACAGCGAAAUAUUUACCAGGAAAGACAAGCGUCAGAAGAAAUUGAAGCAUAUAAAGCAGAAGAAGAUAAUAAGCUUAAAGAGAGCAUUUACGAUGAUGAUGAGAUUACAGAGCGUGUACGCUCUGAAGAUUUAGAUCAAGACGAAGCCAAGUAUUCACCAGAGGAAAAAUCUAUAGUAGACAAAAGCGACAUGGAUCGAACCCCUACACCAAGCGAGGAAAGCGAAGAUGAUGAAGAUGUCAAACGUAGCGUGGCUGAAAGGAAGGAACAAAUAACGAAAAAACUUAGCUCGAGUAAAAUUCCUUCGUCAAAACAAAAGAAAGAACUUAGAGAAGAGAUAAUAGAAAUCAAGACUCAAAUAAAGCCAGACAUUAAGAAAUUUCAAGAUAUCGAGCAGCAGGCUAAAGCUGAAACAAAAUUAGAGCAAAAAAUGCGUUUUAAAACAUCACCGGAUGGCAUUGAAGCUAAGACUGAUAAACUAGUAUCAAUACAUAAGGAGCAAGUGGUCGAAUUAAGUAAAGAAGAAAUAAAGCAAGAACGAACUGUUGAUCAGUUUAGAAAAUUUGACCCUGCCUCACCUGCUAAACCAACACCUAAGCAUUUGCAACGUCAUAUGCGCAACGAAUCAAUGAGAUUCCCAUCCGGUGAUUUCUCGAAUGUAACAAUUACGCCAAGAAAAUCAAUAACUACCGAAACGGCGGAAAUUAGAAAAAGCAUCGAUACUAAAAUAGAAACUUUUACAAAGGAAUCUAUUUCACAAAAAGAAAUCGACAGUGCUAGAGUUGAAGAAAAGUUGGAUGAUGGCGACAAAUCGCCUGAUUUGGUUACAGAUGAAGAGAAAGACGUAGCUGAAGCUACUUUAAAGGACAAAAUUAAUGCAUUUGAAAUUAAAAUAUCGAAAGAACCCCCUAUGGAUACCUCAAAAACCGUUAAACUAACUAAAGAAGCUUUGAAAAGGCAUACGCAAGAGCAAGACCAUGGAUUGGAAUAUACUCAAGCAUUUGUUCGAGACCAAGCCAAACAGCUAUCAAAUUUAGAGAGUCAAAAAAUUAUAAUUGAAACGGAAAAGCACACUACAACUGUUAAAUCUGUAAAAGAAACAAUUCAAAGGUUUGACACAAAAAUAAAAAAUGAAGAUCAGUAUAAACAAUUUCCUAAAACAGUGAGAACAGACUCAACUCUUGUACAAGUUUCAUCUGAGGAAGAUAGCGAGUUCUUAAAGAAAUCAACUGACUCAGAGACAGAAACUGAGUCGCAAACUACUGUUAAAGUUGAAAAAGAUAAAAAAUUCAAAUUUGAAUCGUACAAAGACACUUUCGAGAGGGUGGCUGAUUUGAAGGAAACUUUGGAUACUAAAAAGAGAGGUAGUGAGAAGGACAAAAAGACUGAUGAUGAUGACGACAGAAAGGAUGAUGACAGAGUUAGUAUAAUUAAAGAACUUGAAAUUGAGAAAUUAUUGACUGAUGAAAAAUUAAAAGAUGAAGAAAUUGCCAACAUAAUAGAAGAAAAAGAUGUUUCUUUGGAAGAACAAACUAAAGAAAGGGUUGAAGCUCAACAAUCUAUAGCUAGCACAAAGUCAGAUUUAAGCAAACAUACCAAGACGGAUUCUGUUGGUUCUGACAUACAAGAUACUCAAGGAAGAAAAGUCUCUCAAGAAUCUCCGUUACCAUCUGGCAUUGACAAAACUGAUUCUUUAGCUGAUUUGCAACAAAGCACCGAAAGAGAUGUUAGUUAUGUCUCUCAAACAGAAUCCAAGAUUUAUUCGAAAGACUCUAAACAUAGAAGUGAUUCGCUAGAUGAAGCUUCACAGUUUUCAGACUUAGACGAUCAAAUAGGUAUGAGUCCUGCACACAAGCCACCAUCCGAAAGACCAUUUAAAGAAGGAAGAAUAAUUGAAUCGGAGGAACAAAUAAGUAUCAUAGAAACUAGCAGAGAUCAAACAAUUGAAUUUUUGAAAUAUGAAACUGAACAUAGUGCGCAAAUCCAUACAACCAUUCUGACGCCGAAAGAUACUGAACAGGUACUCACCAAGGAAUCACCUGUUAUAAGUGCUAAAGCAAGACAAUUUAUAGAAACUGUUCCCGAAGAUGACUCUGUCCAAGAAUGUUUCUUUUCUAAACGUAUUUACUCGGAUUCUUUAGAGGACUCUGAUCACACAGAUUCCAGACGUCACUCAGAAGCAGACUCUUUAAAAUCAGAUCAAUCUGAUAUUAAAGCAAAAAUAUCAUCAUCUGAAUUUGAUGAAAGAGCAGAGUAUGAAGGAACAGCUGACUCUGGCAGUGGCUUUGGUGAUGAAAAAUUUGAGGAAAGUAUUGGUUUUACUUCAAUUAAAAUUGACUCAAAAGUUUUGGAAUCACAAAAGCAAGAUUCAGAUUCAGCUUCAACACAAUUAGACGAACCUGAAGAAUCAGACGUUGUUUUUAAGAAAAUGGCACCUAAACGCCAUUCCCGUUCUGAAUCAGUAUCGAUAUCGAAACUAAGUGAUUUAAAAGACAUAAAUAUGCCUGUGGCCAAACAAGAAUUUCAAAUGAUUGUGACGGAAGCAGAAGACAUUGAAAAAUCAUUUGAGAAGGAUGAGCCAUCGGAUAAGAUUUCAUCUGAAAGCAGCAGAGAAAUUGAAAUGUCUGAAAGGAAAUCUUCGGAUGGAAUAUCUGACAGAAUAAGCUCGGAAGAUGCGGUUACUGAUAAAAAGACUUCUUCGGAAGAAGAGCCCAUUAAAGAUGAUAAUUUAAUGCAACAUAAAGAAAAACCUAAAGAAAUCACAAAAUCUGUUCCUGAUACAUUCAAAGAUAUUGAAAAAGUUGAUGUCACUUCGCUCAAAGGAGAUUAUGUAGCCAUAGCCGAGGAAGCUAAGCGUCAAUCCGUUACUUCUAUGGGAUCGGGUUCCGUAAGUGAAUUGCGGCUAGAGGAAAAACGACUUUCUGAUGCACACAGCAUUACUGAAUCUAGGGACUACACCUUUGAAGAAUCCGAAGACGACAUAGGAAUGCAUGGAACACACAUAAAUGUUAAAGAAACGCCUGGAAGUAGGCAAGAAUCUGAAACCAAAAUUAAAGCGUCUGAAAAACCAGCAGAUCUUUUAAAAUUGGCUAAAUUGACUCAUGGGGAUUCAUUAGAUGACGUUGAAGGUUUUCCCGAAGACCAUGUUGCCGAAUACGUUCACAAACUACCACAUAUAGAAGAAACUAGCUUAAUUCCAGACAAACAAAUAACAAACCGAUUUUUAUGUCGAGAACGGGAAGAGCAGAUAAGACGUGAAGCGGACUUUUGUGAAAAUAAAUUACUUAUUGAACAAAUAGACACGACUACAAAAGUCAAAACUGAGGAUGAUAAAAUAAAACUGAUUCAACAAGAAAGUGACGAUGUUUCAUCAUCUAUUAAAUCUAAAGAAAUGUCUUCUUCUGAACCCUUAGAAUCAAUUACAAUAACGGCGAAGCCAGAAAUAAACGUAUCAGAUGAUAAAAAAGUAGUUACAGAGCAUAAAAAAGGAACAGCAGGUGAAGAAAUAACUAUAACAACAAUCACUGAAGUUUCAGGAGGAUCUACAGGAGUUGAAAUUGAAAAAAUUACGGUAACUGAAUCCACUAAAUAUCCAUCCGGUAAAGAAGUGGUCUCCGUUAAAGUAUCAGAAAAUAUUAAAUCUCAUAAAAUAGAUGACGUUUUAGAAGAAUCUCUUAGUAUUAUUGAAGGAGUACCAACUGUAAAUGGAGAAUCUGAAAAACUAAUAUUCCCUGUAUCUAAAACUACAUUUGAUGAAAAAUCUGAUAAAGAAGAGUUUGCUUCAUUGACAGAAUCUGUAAAAGUUGAAAGUGAACACAUAGAAAUGUCUAUCAAAUCUAUUAAAGCAACUGCACCUGCGCCCGAUAACAUAUCCUCACUUGAGAAAGAAACGAUCGAAACAAAACCAGAAAAAGUCGUUACAUUAGAAGAUAAAUAUUUAGCAGGUAAAGAAUCUGUACGCAUGAAACAAUCUGAAACUUCAACUUCUCAUGCAAAAGAAAUAGCACCUACCAUUUUGACAGAGCCAGGUGAUGAAAGUGACGAAAAAGUAUCAGUUCUGAAAGACACAAUUGAAGAAGUUGGCAAAAAAACAACGUCAAAAGAGAAAACGGACACAGAGUUUUUCCUAGAAUCAAAAACGGAUGAUACUGAAUUGGGUGAAAAACCUGUUUAUGAGAAAGAACUAGAAGGUGUUUCAUGUCACAACGAUGAAAUGAUACCGGAGAUAGAAAAAACUAUGAUCUUUCAGGAUAAGCAAAUAUCUACAGCUACUGAGAGUAAAAUAGGAGAGUCGGGAGAAGAAAUCACUUUAAGUACUGUUACUGAAAAUUUAGAGAGUUUUUCUGGUCAAGACAAUGUUAGAACUACAGUAACUGAAACUGCAAAAUAUCGUUCUGGAGAAGAAAUUGUGUCAACACAUAUUUCAGAAUCUAUUAAGACCCACAAAACACCAAAAAUCGAACACCAAGAUAGUUGUGGUGAUAAAGCAAAUACAACUUCGAGUUCUUCUAUGACACCCGGAUUUCAAAGAGAAAUUAGUGAGAUACCUGCUGAAGAUGAAAAAGUAUCAACCACAACAGAUACGAUAGUAGGUUCAUCAGGUGAAGAAAUAACUACGAUGACUAAGACUGUUACGAAAAUACUGCCAACUGGAGAGGAAGCCGUGAAAACUUCCGUUACUAUUACAACUAAAUAUCCCUCUGGACAACAAACCGUUACAACAAAAGUAUCAGAAUGUAUUCGAUCCCAUAAAGAAGUCGUGUUUGCUACCGCAGCUUCUGAAACCUCAUGUCUUGAUAAUAAAGAUAAAAUAACAAGUAUAUCAUUAAAAUCGGAUGAUAUAACUGAUGAAAAAGAUACCAUAAUUGAUACCAAAGAAGAAACGCAGAUAGGUUCUGCAGGUGAGAACAUAACAACAACCACUGUUACUAAGAAAACUAAAAUUCCAAUGGGAGAAAAGAUCGAAACAACUGUUACUGAAGUAACAAAGCUACCCUCAGGAGAAGGACAUAUAUCAACAAAAGUAUCAGAGUCCAUAAAGACAGUUGAGCAAGACAGUAAAGUUACUGCUGUAAAACAAUCGAAGGAGUUUACUGAACAAAAAACGGAAUUUCAAACUAUAUCCGAACCAGAUAAGACGGAAGCUUCACAGAAAAUUACCUUUAUAGAAAGUGCAGUUGAUUCUAUAAGUAAAAUAUCAGAUUCUGUGUCAAAAGAUUUUAGUCAUAAGGAUAUAACUAUAGAACAAGUGAAACCUGUAAUAGAUGACAUAUUACAAAAAGGAACCAUAGUUGUCACAGCACGAAGUCCUGUUCUUGACAAAGAUAUCAAAAUUAUCGGUAAAGAAAUACUUGAAACUGAAAAAAGGUCUUAUGAUGCCAAAGUACCCCAAAAAGAAGAGCGAAGACAUUCGUGUAUUAGUCCGGCCAUAUCUCUUGAAAGGAUUGCAGAAUCUGAAGUUGAAAUGGAAGAUGAAGGAGAGAAAUUAGUUGUUGAUAUCUCGCAAACUGCUAAGGAAGAUGAUUUAAAAACUGAAAUGAAAAAAUCUGAUUCAGCUAUGAAGCAAAUGGCUGAUAAUAUAGAAAUAAUUAUUAAACAGGCAUCUGAAGAUUUAGAUAUAUCAUCUGAUGAGCCUGGAUUUGAAGAAAAAGCAGAAGAGCAAUUACAAGGCCAAGUUUCAGUUGACUCUAUUAUAGAAGAAGCUGUUCAAACUGUUGAAGGCUACUUAGAUGAAGCAGCAGGCAAAGAUCCUGUAGACACUAUAUUAGACCAGAAAGAAGUUGUCAUGUCUGAAGACAAAAGUAUUCCCAAAGAGAGGCCAGGUUUAAUCAAGUCGCUCUCUAGAGAUAGUGGCGAAAUAAUAAUAAUGCCAAAGAAAAAACAACCAAGAACAUUUUCAGUUCAAAGUUCACCUGAUGAAGUAGAAGAACAAAUUUAUACAGAUUCGGAAUCAGACAUGGAUAAAGCAAAAGUAUUGGAAAUCAUUGAACCCACAUCAGACAUUGAUGGAAAACUUCCCGCUUCUAGUUUUGAUAUAAAGAAAAUUCGUACUGAUUCACUCGAUGACGCUGACGACUUUCCUGAAAAAGAGGCUGAAUACUUUGAGGAUGGAGAAAAAUACGACGAUGCUGAAGCUUAUGGUGUGACUGCUUUUAAGGACAAAGGUCAGCAAGAUGAAUCUGCGCAAUGCUCUAGUGCUCAGCAAGACGAUGAUGGCAAGUUUACUGAUAAGUUUGAAAAGAAAACUCACUUUGUUGAAGGUAUCCUACGGUCUGACCUAGUAUCAAAAUCUACAACCGAAUCAUCAGUUACAACAGUUAUCUCAACUUUAACUAAAUCCUCAGAUGAGGACCAAAAAUCCGUUUUAGAAGAUGCAACUUCAGCAGAUUUAUCUAGAAUAAGUGGAGCAGAUUUAGUGAAAGAUCCUUCAAAAACCUCUAUAGAUACGAAAGAUGAAUCCAGAAUUGAGGAUCAGUUGGAAGAUCGAGGUACCCCAGAUUUAUCCAAGAAAUCUGUUGAUUUAACCAAAGACUACUCCAAAUCAUCAAUAGAUAGUAAGGACACUUCACGAGACUUUGCUACUAAUGAGCUCUCUAAAGAUUCUACUGUAGAUCUCACUAAAGACUAUUCAAAAGCUUCAAUAGACAGUAUUAAGGAAUCUUCGAGGUCAAUCGACGAAAAAACAUUCUCUGAAGAGCAAUCGUCUUUUGACUUCUCUAAAACACUUGCAUCAGAUGCGUCGGAUGGUAUCAGCAAAUGUAAAGAAUAUAUCGAAGAAGAACAUUCAACAUCUAAAGUUAUUCAUAUUUCAACUAGUUCUUCGCAAGAAACCUCAAUUAUGACUGAAAGUAAAUUAUUUAGUGAGCCCGAAGAAAAAUCAUUCGAUAAAACGAAAUUAUCCGAUAAGACAGAAAUAGAAAAAGAUUUACUUGAGGAUUUAUUGGAAGUCCAUGAUCAGGCAAAAGCCACUGAUGGAUCAAUGGAUACAAAAAUGACAGUUGAAGCUAUGGAUUCAGAAGUUAAGAAAAAGCUUACAUUUGAUGAUAAACAAGAAUAUAUUGAUGAAAAAGAUGAUGAGACAGAUGUACCUGAUAUAUCAGAACUUAAUAGAAGAUGCUCAAACUUACUAGAAGAUAUUUCUGCUCAAGGCGCUCUUAUAAGGAUCGAUAAGAGUCACGUAGUUCAAGAUAUUUCCUCAAAGUUCUCAAAGACGCCGCCACCAUCCCCUGUAGAUUUAAUAAUGAAAGAGAGGGUGAAAACAGAUGAAAGUACUUUUGAUAAACAUACUGGGCUACAACCUAAAAGUUCAGAAUCGUCAUUUUUGGAUGCAAGCCGUCAAUCUCCUAGAGCGUCGUCAGCUGGUGAUAGCUUAAUCAGUGAAACUGAAGCGCAUCAAAGUGAAUUAUUAAUAGAAGAUUCUGAGGCACCGAUUGGUAGGUCCAAAUCACCAACAAAACAUUUAGCUGAUAAUAUGUCGUUUGUAAAUGUCGAUAAACCUACAAUAACAACCGGUGCCAUUGAUUUAGUAGAUCGGACGAUUGAAAAAAGUAUCGACGUUAUUGACCAAAUUAAAAAAGAGAUUGAAGAAGAAAUGCACAAAUCAACUUCAUCAGACACGUUUUAUUCGGAAUCAAGAAUUGAAACUUCUACAUCAUCUUCAUCUAUUCAUAAGACUGUUGAGGGAACUCAGCUAAAGUUUCAGAGUAUUGAUCCAGAAGCAGUUAUGUCUGACAUGAUUUCGAAGUUUGGAUCAACAGUUGAAUAUAGCACUGUACUUUCCCAUAAAGAGACAGAAACGAGGAAGAUUUCGGGACAAGAAUUCUUCUCAGAAACAAAACAAGUGUCAUCAUCAGACGAUGAUUCACUUAUAAUUAAGACUGAAACCAGUCAUGAAUUGCGAGGUCAAGAGCACGAAGUAAAAGAAAAAAUGACAGUUAAAAGAGAUGGGGAACAAACAGAAACAUCUCAAAAGAAAAUGGAAAAAGCUCACGAAGCGACGGCUAAAAGGUCCGAUAAAGAAACUAAAACGGUAAUUAAAAGUACUGAUGAUGCAGAUAUAGUUACUGUGGACCGGGAAUUUUCUGAGCAAGGUCUUUAUACUGGAAGACAAACAAAAUCAGAAGAGAGAAUGACUGCUCUAAGAGAUGAAACUGUCAAGAAAAAACAUGAAGUUAAAAUUUCAGAAAGGGACCUUUCUCACGAGCAAUGGGGAAAGGAAUAUUUUACACAGCCAGGAGAACUAGAAGAUAUAAAAGAGGAUGAGGAUUCAAAAUCCAGAAUUGCAUUUAUAGAAACCAAUCUUAAAAUAGUAGAGACAGAUGAGAUUGUAUCUAGUGUUGAAGUUUCUGAAAAAGGUCACGUUAUAAGUUCAAAAGUCGAACACCAUAAAGAAGAAUCUGUAAUUGAAAGCAAAGAGCACGAUGAUCUUAGUUCAGAUGCUUCUCAUAUACCAAGCUUUAAGAGUGAAGCAACAGAUAAAAAAGAUUCAUCAGAAUUAAGUCCUAAAAGUAAAUCAAAAUCAUUUAAGAAAAACGACGAGGUAUAUGAGGUAGAUUUUAUAAAAGAAAUAAAGAUAUCAACCUCACCAGUAAAAAGUACAUUUAGUCGUACUGGUAGUCAAGAUACACACUCCGAGUCUGAAGUUGUGCCAGAAUUGCCUCACGAUGACAAGACAAGUGAAACACCAAAGAAAGAUAUAGUCUUGAAAUCUCCAGUAAAAUUACUUUCCAGCGAAGAUUUAAUAUUAGAAGUUUCAGUCACUCGAGAUGGUUCUAGCAUUGAUGAUAGUUUGGCAUAUUUAACUAAACCCGAAUUGACGUAUGCUGUAUCCUCAAGUAAUGUCACAAAAAGUAUAGAAACUGACAUUAUUGAAACUAAGAGUGCAAUUAUUGAAACUAGCAUAAAAACUACAAAAUUUGACAUGUCACCAAGUACUUUAGAAAUAUCAGAUGAUAUAAGUACUACGUCAAAGGACGCGAUGAUAAAAUCUGGUGAAAGUAUUGACACUGAAUGUAUGGUCAAAUCCCUAGAAUACCAUGAAGGUGAGGUUUUACAGAAGUCAAUGGAUUCAACAGUUAGUGCUGAAACACUCCAUGCAUCUGAAUUUUCAACUGAAGCUGAUUCAGCUUUUUUAACGGGCACAGAUCAUAAAAAAGAAGAAAUUAAAUUAAUGAAGGAAAAAAGCACAGAAGAUAUUUGCAGUAGUGGUUAUGACACAGAUUUUUCUUCUGCUGAGUUUCAUGGAAUUAAACUUGAAUCUGAUAGGGUACCUUUAGACUCUUUUAUAUCAACCCAACCCCUUGCUGACUUAUCAGUUUUAGAAAAAACUAUUGAUGAAGUAAAGCAAUCUUUAGAGGCAGCACAAGUUGAAAUAAUUAGUGAAAAAAGUGAUGGGAGUAUUAAAUAUAAGCAAUCCCCAUCUGAAUUUCAGUUUAAAAUCCUAAUUAGCCCUGAAAGACCUGAAGUCAUUAAAGAAGAACCUCAUCAUGCUGAUAUUAUAAUGGAAAAAAUGGCGACUAAUCUAGUUAAAACUUCUACGCACGACGAAAAAGAUGAAAGUCAAAAAUCAGACAGUUUGUCACAAAAGAUUAGUUCUCAAGAAGAAAUCACGUUAUCAGAUGAAGAAAAGGAUACGAUUCAUCUAAAAGAACCCAGUCCACCACUAGAGGGAGACAUAUCUAUUAGGUCAGAUAGUGGACCCCAUUCAAUAUUAGAUACAGAGAGCGAAGGCUUAUCUGAUCGAAAUGAUUCAUCGAAAGGUAGCCCGGAAGUUAAAUUAAGAGCGUCUAAACAUAUUAAAUCACAAUUAGGAGUCACAGAAAGGCGUUCGGCAUCUGAAAUAGAAAAUUGGUCUAGUUCAGGUGAAAGCCACUAUCAUAGUUUUGAACACUCUGAAAGUAGACCAUUAUCUUCUGAUGUCGAAGUUAUGAUGACGGCACAAAGUGGUACUGAAUACGAAACAGCUCUUACUAGCCACGACAUAUCUUCUCAAUCUCUUAGAACGUCUAAAGAUUAUUAUACUGCUGGUAGCUCUUUAGCGUCAAGAGAAAGUAUGAGAAGUCUUGAUUCAGAUGGUUCUAGUCAUGUAGCUAGCAUAGAUAUUUCAGAUGCCUCUGAAACACUUGUACCAUCGGCUAACGAAUUAAAAGAAGAGCUAAUGGAAAGUAGUACUUAUGUUGAACAAUUUCUUCAUGAACAAGAGAAAGUGCCAGUAUCUAAAGUGAAGGAAAUAAGUGACGAAGAGAUUUCUGGAGAAGACGAGGAAAUCAAAACUGAUAAUGUUGAACCAUUAGGUAAAAUGAAAAGAUCGCAUGAAAUGCGAUUUCAACCCAAAGAUAUGAUUCCCGAGCAUUUUCCUCUUGCAGGCACCUCGGAAAGCAUUGAGUUUGAUGACGAUUCAUUGAAAGAUAAAGAAGGAUCAGAUACAACCAUUUCUAGUCAACUAAAAACGGAUGAAAUUUUAUCAUCGUCUAUUUCGAAACUAGAAAUGUCGUCAUCACAGUCUCAGAUAGAUUUAGACAAGGAAGAAAUACAAGAAACCAUAAAUAAAUCUUCAGUAGAAAGUGACCACGCUGUACCUUUUUCCGUUGCUAAAAUUGAAAAGUCACGAAGAGAAUUUGUGGAUGUAGAAAGUGAAAUCAUUCCUGUAGGCUCCGAGGAGUAUGAGGAAAUCCAGAAAUUUGGCAGCAUAUCUACCGUAGCGGUUAAAUCCUGUCAAAAUGAUGCUAUUUUUAUAAAAACUGUUGCAAAAGUAGAUGAAAGUCUUCCAAUGAGACCUACUGGUCAACCAACUCAAAAAGAAGAAAGUAAAGAAGAAGAAUUUGUUAAAAAAGUUAUUCAGGAAAUAAGUACUAUUCCUUUCCCUAUUACGGAAAAACUACCAAGUCAGAGGGAAUUAGUUGACGUGGAAGAUGAUAUUAUACCUGUGGGGUCAAAACAGUAUGAAGAAAUAUUAAAAUCAAAGAGUGACUCUUCUGUGCCUAUGACUAAAAUCGAGAAAUCUGGUUCCAAGACACCCGACAAUCAACUAGAAAGUAAGCAAAGUUCUACUUCAAGUUUAAGAACUCACGAACAUCUUUCUACACCGCAAACACCUUUGUCAGCACCCAGUCAGAGUUCUUUGUCAACUGAAAAUGGACGAGAAUAUGUUCUUGAUGAUAUGUACGAUAUUUCGGAAACACCAGAAUUAAAAUCUGAUCUAGUUACUGAAAGUAGUAGAUCAGAACUGGUUAUUACUACUGAGGAAAAAGCUUUGUGUACAUACGAAAAGGAACAAGACUCGCCAACCAGUGAUGAAUUUGAAAUGGUUGACAAACCUUGUGAAAUGGAUGACUUUGUUGUAAUAGAAGAAGUUGCUAAAGAAGCUCAGGAAACUGAUCCUGAAGGCAAAAGUGUGCAAAUAAAAGCACAAACAUAUGUGAAACGACAUGAUACUGAGAUAGAAGAAUAUUUAUCAAAAACAACUAAAAAGCAAGAGAGCUCGAGCAGUGCUUCGGGAUCUUUAUCUGACGAAGAACUUCUACAAAGUGAAUUAGAACAAAAAAAAUUACAAGCCCAAGAAUUAGCUGAAAUUGAAGCAGGUAAACGAUGGAUACAGAUGCAAUUUGAAGGAGAUCCUCGGUACGAUUAUGAAAGAAUUCCUUUAGAAGAUAUUAAAGAAGAAGAAAUGACAGAUUUCGAUGCAAGUCGAAUAGGAAGUUUAAGUUCACAAAAGGAAUCUAUUGGAAGUUACGGAAGCUUUAGAAACUCUUACGGAAGCCUUUCUGAAUCAGAAAUGGCUUCACGUAUGAGAUUUAGGUUAAAAGGAGAAAAUGAUGAUAUAUCUAUAAGCUCGUUACAGGAAUUUGAAAAUUUAGAAAGAGCCCUAAUGGAACAAUAUCAACAACAUUCUUCAUCAUCUCAAGACUCACUAAAUGGAUCAUUACCUCGUCGAUAUAUUCUUAGUAAAAGUCAAGGUGAUGACAUUUCCAUUUCAAGUUUAAAAGAAUUUGAAGGGCUUGAGUCAGCCUGCUUAGAAGCGUUAAAAGCAGAGUUACUUGCAAAGCAAAAAGAAGCUUUGCUACUCGCUGAUCCAAAAGUGGUUAGUGGUAGUUUUCUAGAGCAAGAAAAGCGCUCUUAUGAUGAUAGCAGUAGUAGCAGCCCUCCAUUUAAGAGUGGUAGUCCAGGACAAAAAAAUGGAAGUCCGUCCCAAAAAAGUGGCAGCCCUUCGCAGAAAGGUGGAAGUCCAUCUCAAAAAGUUGGGAGCUAUGGUAGUCCUUCACAGAAACUCUUAGCGGAUUCAGCAGCAAUUAGGAAACUUAUCGAUCAGCAGCUAGCAUUAGAACAAAGAAUGCAGGAAGCUCGACCAAAAAUUGUCACUGUAAAGAAAUUUGAUGAUAGGGGUGCAUUUUUUGUUCCUGAACCUGAACCGGGAAAACCAGAAACGAAAUCAACUGAAUUGACAGAAGAGUGCGUAAAAGCUGCUUCAUUUGUUUGUGCUGCUGCACCAAGCGAUGGUUCCGCUGAGUCCAUACCAGGAGAUUGUGAAGAAAUGAUGAAAAUUUUAGAUCAAGAAGAAAAUACUAAGAAGCAAGAAGAAAAAACUAUAGCCCAGACUGAGGGAGGAGUGAUAGAGAUUGUGCGAACACAAACUGUUAUCCAGCAAAAAUUCGUAGAUGGUAAAAAAGUUUCCGAAACAAUAACUAGCAUGGAUAGUGAAGGAGGCGUAGAUAUACCAAGUAGACCUAAGCAGUAUGAUGACAUUUGCAUGUCCAUAGGUUCUGAAAUGUCAUCAUCUUUAGCCUCACAACCUUCAGAAAUCGAUAGUUUAAUGACAGUAUUGGAAAGGCAUCCAUCUGAUAGUGAAGUAGUGACAUUUUCAAAGCACACUAUAAUUACGUCUUCAGAAAGAUUUGAAGAUAAACCAGAAGAUUUGGACCUUUCAAGAGAAGGAAGCGCAGUUCGUGAACUAUCGCCCUCCUCUGGGAGGUCGGUAGCUCACAGCAUUUCCGGCAAAUAUUUCACAGAUCCAGCCAGCGGUUCUUGGAGCGGUCAAGAUGAAGAACUGAGUUCAUCCGGAAGUUUUAGCAGAGCUCGCGCCGAUCUGAUGUUAGGUAGUACGGACAGUCUGGAAGCUACCAGUUCAAAUGCAACCAGAGCAACAUACAACUAUGAAGUUGAUACGCCAAUGACUGGAAGUCUUACUUCAGGAGCGCGCCCUCCAGGCUCGAACACCAUGGUCUCCUCACUUGAUACCCUGGAUCCAGUCACUGCAGUUCAGAUGGAAAGUCUUGAACAUCAAUCUACGAGUGAACACCACUCACAGGAAUAUGAGGUCCAUGAACCGGAUUCUGAUACGGAAAAACUGGAAUUAGACGGUCGAGCUCCCCGUGCUAAAGAACGUACUAUUAUGUUUGAUAGUACAGAUACACUAAGCGCAGUCAGUGGUGAUGGGUCCGUUAGGGAAGCAACCGUUGAAGCACCAGCUGCUACAUUUUACAUCGGAGAUACGCCCAUUCUUAGAGGAGACCGACCAGAAGAAGAAGAAGAUGAUAGUCAACCAGUACUAUCAGGCAGUUGUCCGGCAUCACUUCCACCGGCUACACAAUCGUCCCCACCCAUUCCAGCCCAGAGAAGGUCCCUCUCAAUGAUUCCUAAACCAUUGCAGUCAAGCCUCAACGGCACAAAGAAGUAAACUCAAGAAACAACUAGACCAAUGUUUUGUUUUUUUUCUAUUAUUGUUUUGUCACGAUUAUUCAAACGUCAGCUUCGGCUUAGCGAAUAUUGCACUGUUUGCUAACUCUGGUUGUGGAAACAUUCCUAUGUACAAAAACAAUGACUUUCUUGAAAAAAAGAAAUGAAAUUUCUAUGAAUUUUUUGAUAACUGUUGACUAGUUUAGUAUUUAGCAAACUGUUAACAACUGUUAUCUGUCUUAGUGUACUACAGAAUAACGAGAAAUGGAGCAGAUUCGAUUACUCAAAUCCUAAACUGGGCUGACUAAUGAAAAAGUAAGAAAAAUAUAACAUCCUGCUGAAAAUAAGAAAUAGAAUUUAAUUGAAUUCUGUCAAUUCAGUUUAGAUUUUUAACCGUAUUUGUACCUCGUUCUCUAAAUCUUACCCUACAAGACUAAAAAAGAAAACUUAAUCAUAAUCUUUUUAUCAUUACUAUAAUGUUACCUAAACAUGAUUGAGACACAUAGAACAGACAAAAGGCACUCCAUUUAAACUUUAUCAGUCAAAUAAAAUGUGUGGAGUAAAUCAUAAUCCAGAAAAUGGAUAUAUCUUUAGGCAUACAAAAUAUAAGUAUUGUGCAGAAUUUUGGAUGUAUUUUGGUACUAAAUUUUGUACUGUUCCGUCGGAUAUUCGACAUCGGUCCAUGUUACUUGACCUAUAAGCCUCUAUAGAUAGCGCUUAGCUUGUUAGUCUUGAAAAUAAUCGCUUAUUCAAUGAUGUUAACACUGUAGAGAAUAUCAACUAUUUUAUAAGAGUUAAUGUAAGUUAAGUCCUUACUGAUCAUUGAUUUGAUAAUUGAAUGGUUUUGAAAACAGAAUUGGAUGAUAGAACAAUAGUACUAUCCUACAAACUUAACGUGCAAACGCAAGACAAUUUUAUAUCCGAAAAAGUUUUGCCUCCAACGUGAUAAGAGAACUUCUGAUAAUAUCGCAGAGACAUUAAGAAACUCUUUCAAAAAACAUUGUAUCUUAGUUUAUAAAGUAACGCAAUGUCUCCUUCUUUCGAAUGUCAAAUUGCUGUUAACAGAAAGAGAGAAGACACAGUACACGUAAUCCCCAGAUAAACAACAACUUUCAAAUGUAACAUCGCAUUUUACGUGCUGUCCCGAUUACAAUGUUAUGAAAAUUAUUAGACCAUCAAAGGAUAAUUAGGAAAAUCUAAUUAUUGAAUGAACUGGGAAACAGAACAGAAACAUCAAGUCUGUCUUAAAUUUUUAAGAAGGCAUUUUGCCCUGCCCUGCGUGAGAUAAGAGCAAGAAACAGAAGAUAGGCAUAGAACCACUUGAAAUAAGAAGGAUAUAAUUGUGUUUAAACCUAUUCUUUACCUUAUCUUUUUUCUCUACGCUAUUACAUUUAUAACUAAGAAAGUUUGGAUCUUUGUUAAACGCCACGAUUAAGUGAACCGAUUUAGCUUCGGUUGGAAUUAGCUUAAACACUGAAUUAAAUCAUAAC